Arachis ipaensis is the source of this 2266-nucleotide messenger RNA. Lineage: Eukaryota; Viridiplantae; Streptophyta; Magnoliopsida; Fabales; Fabaceae. The record is from RefSeq and is a predicted model, not a curated record.
CGACCGUUCUUCAAUUCUUGUCCUUCAAGAACAAAGUCUCCACUGCAUUCAUUUCCAAAACGGUCACCACAGCUGCUGAAACUUAGAAAUAAGGCAUUCAAACUCAACUCAGUAGUCCUUAAACUCCAAAGAUGGCUUUGCGCCAAGCUGAAGCCAUCCCAGCACAAGCACCAUCUUGGCACCUUGCGUGUUCUUCACGCUCCUCUGCGCUUGCAUCAUCAUAGAACUUUGGCGUAAAAAAUGUUGAUUCAGAUAUUCAGAGAGAAAGGGAUCUAGCUUAUGUUGAAGGUGAAAAAUAGUCUCACCGCCAAAACCCUAAUCUCAUUGUAGCCGUCGCUGCCGCCAUCGCCACCACCGUCGAGCAAAGGCGCCUCUUCCACUAACUUAUCUCUAGAUCUAGUAGCAAUGCCCAAACCUCUGACAUCUACGCCUUUCUUUGACACCGCCGAUCUUCAGCAACAAGCUGUGACGUCAAUACAAAUCCCAAAAUUACCUCUCAUUUCGCACUCUGUCUCUUCCAGCUCGAAUUAUGAAUGGCCGAUCAAAAUCCUGCGGAGCCAGAACCGAAGAGCGGCUCCGAUGCGUCUUCUCGGAUCGAGGAAGUGAGUGAGUUGUUGGCGAAGACAUUAGAAGCCGCCGACAAACCCGUCCCAGAGUUUGAGUACACGCCUCGCAGCAUCUUGCAUUUGCACGGCCUCUUAAUCGUCUCCAAAGCCAAAGACGAAGCUGCGCGUCUCGUCGCUCGUGAUUUUCGCCAGAAGGCCUCUGAGUACCGAUCCCAAGAUAAUGGAAUUUGAAUCGGGCCAUUUGAAAUGCUUUUGGUGAUCAGUAUCGGGCCACUGAUACUGUAAUUAAUGGAGCUGGGAAGCUAAAGUUGGUAUUUGGUAUGUUUACCAGAAUUGCAAUCAAACAGCUCGACAGGAUCACUGGCCAGGGACAAUCUGCGAUAUCAGUAGAAGAUACCUUGAAGAUCAUAAUCUGCAGGAAACAACACAAGAAGCUCUAUUCCCUUGAGAUGGAACUUGCUGCUGCUAGGAAUGAGGGUUUUCUUUUGAAGCAACUACUUGAGACCAAUGGGAUUUACUCUGAGGGAAAGCCUUUGGUCAUGAUAGGUGUACUCACAACAUUUGGCCACCAGAAGAAUAGGAACGCCAUUCGCAAUGUCUGGAUGGGAAGUGGUGUAGCUUUGAAGAAACUGGAGGAUGGAAGGGCAUUGUUGCACGAUUUGUUAUUGGGAGAAGUGAAAAUUGUGGAAACAAUCAGGAUAAGGACAUUGAUCGUGAGAAUAGGCUGACUAAUGACUUCCUAAUUCUUGUAAGUUUAACUAGUCGAAGGAUUUUAUUCUCUUUAAGCAUUCUGCUUUACUGGAAUUUGGCAAGUAUUUUGUGGCUUACUGUGAGUGAAAAAUGAGGUCUCAGAGCAUAAGCUGGUUUAGCUCACUGCCUUCAACUCUUAUGUUGACAAGAUGAUCACGUGGAAUCAAACGAGGGGAUCCCAAAUAAAGCUAAAUUGGUUUUUGCUUAUGCUGCAGAUAAAUGGGAUGCACUACAAUUAUGUUCAUCAAUGAUGAAUAAUUAUCUCAAGACAAGUUUUAAUUUAUUGUUAUUGGAAAAUUAUUGUUACUUUAGUUUUAAUUCAAUGUGUUGAUUUUUGGGAAAAAAUAUUUGGGAUCAAAUGGUCAAUGUUACUUUGUUGCAGCUUGUCUAUAAUCAACUAUCAUAUAAGAGUUACAUUAUUGUUACUUUAUAAUAAUUAGUUGAUUAUCUGUACUCCUAAUUUCUUCAAGUUGAAUGUGUGUGCUGUGUCUAUAUAUACGGCCAAGUUACUUUAUGAAGAGAGAUGGAAGCAAAAAUUUGAAGAACAUUCAUAUGGUUUGUUUUCAUUUUGAUUAACCAAAUUUCUUUGAUUCAUUAUACAUAGAUAAUUGACACUUUAAGUGGCUUCAGGUACGAGCAUAGGCUAAUUUUAUUGAUUUAAGUUUUGUUCAUUUUAAUUGUUAUUGCCAAUGAUGACUUCCUGAUUUCUCUUUUUAUUCAUUUCUUUAUUUUGUUUGUUUUGAAUUGUUACUGCAGACAAUGGCUUCCUAUUCUGUUUCUGAUGCAGGGGCAACUUGUUACUUAUAUAUAACUUAUGUUCAUUCUUUUAUUUUCUCCCUUGCUACCAUUAUAUCCUAACUUGAUGUAAUAUAGUUAUAGGCUUGUAGCAUUUUUUGUUAUUUAGAUUUGUAACAUGAUUUAUUAUUUUUUAAGAGAAAUUUGUGUAUCAA